Messenger RNA from Lingula anatina, 4119 nucleotides. RefSeq names its product NADP-dependent malic enzyme-like. Lineage: Eukaryota; Metazoa; Brachiopoda; Lingulata; Lingulida; Lingulidae. Gene Ontology annotation, molecular function: NAD binding; malate dehydrogenase (decarboxylating) (NADP+) activity. Gene Ontology annotation, cellular component: mitochondrion. The record is from RefSeq and is a predicted model, not a curated record. Gene Ontology annotation, biological process: malate metabolic process; pyruvate metabolic process.
UCUGUCUAACCCUUUUUUGCCGUGACCAGUAGAACGUAGGUUGUUCCAAGGACGAAAGUGACAGAUCCCUUCCAAUAUGUUACGGUCGAAGGUUUUGAUUCAAGGGGUAAUGCCAACAAUGAAGGGUGCACUAGAAUUACAGUAUAUGGUCAGAUCAUGUGGUGUAGUUCGUAUGUUAUGUGCUCCGAAUGCUGGCUGUGGGCAAAUUGUCCCAAAAAGAAGAGUUUCGAGCACUGGUAAAAGCAGCUCUAAAGGACACAAAGACUUGGUCUGUAACACGAGAAUCAGAGGGAUUGACAUUACAAGAGACCCUAAACUUAACAAGGGAAUGGCCUUCACACUGAAGGAGCGCCAAGUAAUGGGUCUCCAGGGUCUCCUGCCCCCAGCAAUCAUCCCACAAGAUCAGCAGGUUUAUCGAACAAUGCAGAACUUUUACCGAAGAGAAAAUGAUCUGGACAGAUACAUCUACCUUACAGCUUUACAGGAGAGAAAUGAGAAGCUAUUCUACCGUGUCCUUACAGAGAAUGUAGAACUUAUGAUGCCUGUGGUAUAUACACCUACCGUGGGCUUGGCUUGUCAGAAGUUUGGCUUGAUCUACAGGAAACCUAGGGGCCUAUACAUAACAGAGCACGAUAAAGGGCAUAUUUAUUCUAUCCUUUGCAACUGGCCAGAAACAGAUGUAAAAGCUAUUGUGGUAACAGAUGGAGACCGUAUCCUGGGCCUGGGUGAUCUUGGGGCCUAUGGAAUGGGGAUUCCAGUGGGAAAACUGUCCUUGUACACGGCUCUGGGGGGCAUCAAGCCACACCAGUGCCUUCCCAUCCUUGUGGAUGUAGGAACUAACAAUCCUGAUUUGCUUGAUGAUCCACUGUAUAUUGGUUUGAAACAACGACGAACCAGGGGAGAUACCUUUUAUGAUCUGCUUGAUGAAUUUAUGGAAGCAGUCGUUAGGAGGUAUGGUCAAACUUGUUUGGUGCAGUUUGAAGACUUUGGCAACCAAGAUGCUUUUACUCUUCUGGAAAGAUAUAGAAACAGAUAUUGUACUUUUAAUGAUGACAUCCAGGGUACUGCAGCUGUAGCUGUAGCCGGGGUAUUAGCUAGUCUAAGGAUCACCAAAACUAGGCUCUCAGACAAUGUGUUCCUGUUCCAAGGGGCAGGGGAGGCAUCCAUAGGUAUUGCCAAUCUCAUCGUGAUGGCUAUGAUGGAGGAAGGGACGUCAAGAGAACAAGCUCUGGAAAAAAUAUUUUUAGUGGACUCCAAAGGACUCAUUACAAAGGAUAGACCAUCUGGUGGCAUCACUGAGCACAAGGCACCAUUUGCCAAGAAUAUGCAGCACAUAGGGGACCUAGGACAGAUUGUCAAGGCUGUCAAACCCACUGCACUGAUUGGUGCUGCAGCUAUUGCAAAUGUUUUUACUGAAGAUAUAAUUCGUGACAUGGGCUCUUUUAAUGAGAGACCAAUCAUCUUUGCACUGAGUAACCCCACCAGCAGUGCAGAAUGUACAGCUGAGGAGGCAUAUAGAUACACUGAGGGUCGCUGUGUGUUUGCCAGUGGAAGUCCAUUUGAUCCAGUGACAGUGGAUGGGAGAACAUUCUUCCCUGGUCAGGGCAACAAUGCUUACAUUUUCCCAGGAGUUGCACUAGCCACGAUAGCCUGUGGCAUCAGACAUAUAUCUGAUGAAGUGUUUCUCAAGUCUGCAGAGUAUCUAGCUGCAAUGGUGGACAACGAGCACCUGGCUGAGGGCCGAGUGUAUCCUCCAUUGUCUGACAUCCAGAAAGUGUCCACAGAAAUAGCCACCAAGCUGGCAGAGUAUGCAUACAAGAAAGGGAAUCUUUGUGCCCACUAUCCUGAGCCGAAGGACAAAGAAGCCUUCAUUAAAUCUCACCAGUAUUCCACAGAUUAUGAAAGCUUCCUGCCAGAUAUUUAUGAUUGGCCAGGGCAUGAGAGUCAACUGUAAAUUCUUGACCUGUCAUGUAACAUUGCCAUUAUUGGCUUGUGCAAGGUUUGAGUGCAGUUCUACAUUUAUUUCUAUGUUUUGUUUCAAGCACUUUUUUCUGGAUUAAGCAGACUAUCAAGUAAUAAAAAAAACAAAAACUUAAAGCUAGGUUUGUUAUGUGAGAUUCGGUUGUGCUUAAGAAUAUUCAGGAAAAUUAGAUCCCUAUUUCUUUGGCAUCUUCUGGAAGGUUUUGUUUAAAUCUCAUCUUAGCUUUGCCGCAACUGAAACUGUCAGCAUUCUUUACUGGCUCUAUGGCUGCGCCUAAUCUAGUAUUUCUCAAGAUAUUAAUAAUCAUCCCUCCCCCCCCCCCUCCCAAACACACACACCAAGAAACAAGAAACAUAUUAGAAAAACACUAUUUUCCAAAAUGUGUGGAUCUAAUUUUCAUGCCUUUCAACGGAAGCUGUCUAUAGAUCCAAUUAAACUUUAACUUAGUUGGCUGGAAACAAUUAUAUUAAUUUAUUUCAUUUAAAGCUGGCUCUUUUCAUGUUUUAAGCUGACGUUUCAUUUCUACAAGCAGAAAAAGUUUAUUUUGAGAUGCAUUAUCAUAACAUUUCACUUUUUACCAGAAUUUAACAGUCAUUUUCUCCCGUUUCUGCAAAAUAUACACCAACUAAUGUAACUUGAUGGCUUUGAAUCAGCAUUCUUGUAACUUUGUUGUGACAACAAUGUGUUAGGGAGGCAAGAAUGCUCAACAGCAGUAAGGUAAGGUGUAAUUUUAUAAAUAAGGUUUUUUUUUAAUAUCCUUAUCAUUAACAAUAUUUUGGCUUGCGUUUACCAUUUCAGGAGCUAGUUCAGUACCAUUUAUUUAAAACAUUACAAGAUUAUCAGAAUAUUUUGAAUUAUACAAAGAAUUUAUUGCCAAUUUUUAAUUUAAUUGCAAAUUUUUUUUCUGGCUGAUAUUUCCAUGUAAAGGUCAUUUUCUCUAUAUGAAAUUGUUACUGUACAAGAUGUUAUAUUUUCAAGUACGUCUUUUUAAAUUAAAAAAAUAGUAUUUAGGAUUAUGUCCUCAUACUUGUUGUACGCUAUAGACAGUAAAACAUUGAUCUGACCUAGUCACCUACUGAUGAUUAGGUUAUAAUUGUAAAAAAUGAAGAAUUAAGGAAUAGAUUUUAACCAAAGAACUGUGUAUUUAUAUGAAAUACAGUUUAUUCAAGGUCAAAAUUUCAGUCAUCAGUCUUUUUUUCAAUUACCUAAAUUGUAUUAAAAUAUAUAUAUAUAUCAAAGUAGUUUAUGCUUGUAUUUUCAAGUGUUAUUUUUUUAAUAUUCAGUAAACAAUAUUUAUUUCUGAGUCAACUAAUAACAACCUAUCAAGAAGAAAUGUGUGAAACUAAUGUUUGUUAAUUUCAAAACAAUUGUGAUUGCACCGCAAUUUUUGCAGCACACUCUGCUUUUGUAACUCGCACCAUUUGAUAUUGACUAUCAUUUGUCCACGGUACACAACUGAACAAUUUGUCAUGUUAAGAUUUAGUGUGAUGGCCAUCCCUGUCAUGUCAAGACAAGGCUAGUCAUUAAGGCCACUUUCCUGGUGAAGUAUUUUGUCAAUUCACAUUGUGAGAUUAUAUGACAUUAUUCAAGGAGUAAAUGUUCAAAAUGUAGUCUAGUAAAUUUAUUUAUAAGUUUUCAGCAUAUGUGAAAUAGCAUUUCUAGACCACAUUAGAUGCUGUUAAGUUUUACAGGUGUUCAUUUUUAAGUUGAAAGCAGGCAGUCAACAGGUAUUCUGAAUUAGUUUCAUUACAAACAUAAUGUCUGCUGCAUGCAUGAGUAAAUAGUUGCUUCUCGCUGUUGUGAUGCUACUUUAAUUGGUAUCAAUGCAUUGUAUGAAUGCCACAGUGUCAAACUCACUGCUCAUCAUUGUAAAGAACCAAGAUUAAUAAAGUAAUACUAGAUAUUUGAAAAAGUCAACAAUAAGUUUUGUUUUUCUUACAGAACACAAUCCAUACAUAUUUCUUUACAUCGUUACUAUUGAGUGGAAAAAUCAGUAUGGUGGAGGAGAUUUUGCUUGCCAUGACUGAUGUACAAGUCUGCAAUAAGAAGACCAACAAGAAAACCAUCACCUUAAACAACCAAUGUUUAUAAUACAACAAUGGAAAGGAACAGGACUUGACAAAACUGGAAUGAAAGAA